AUGGAGGGACCAAAUUCAGCAACAGUGCUUACGACUGAUAUGCAAAUAAACUCUGUGUGGGUCAUGGUAUCUACUGCAUUCAUCUUCUUUAUGGAAGCAGGAUUCUUCUUGCUAGAAGGAGGAUCAUUGAGAAAGAAAAACAUCGGUCAUGUCUUAUUGAAGAAUAUAAUGUCUGCGUCAGUCGCAAUGCUGAUGUGGUGGUUUACAGGAUAUGGAUUUGCUUUUGGUCCAGUGUCUAAUCAUUUUAUUGCAGGAGAUGGACGCUUUUUCGCAUCUUCAAGAUUUGAAGACUUUGAAAUAGAUCACUAUCUUGGAUUUAUCUUCUAGUAUGCAUUUUGUACUACCACUACUUCCAUUGUUUCAGGUUCACUCUCUGAGAGAACAACUGUACCAGUUUUUCUAGGAUAUUGUGCUUUUAUGGCUGGAUUGGUAUAUCCAGUAGUGGUAGCGUGGGUUUGGGGGCCAGGUGGUUGGCUUUUAGAGAGAGGUUAUCACGAUCUAGCUGGUACUGGCUGCAUUCAUUUAACAGGUGGAGUCGGUGGCAUGAUAGGAGCCAUAAUUGUAGGUCCAAGAUUUUUGAAUUCAAAAGAUAAGAAGAUGGUGAACUUAGAUGAGCUUUUAAAAGAAAAGGAAUAUCAAGACGUUUUAAAUACUAUCGAGAGUGCUGAGGAUAGAGCAAUAUUCCAGAAAUGGUUCCUUAGUCAACUAGAUGAAGAAAUCAAGCCUCACAACUAAGCAUUUAUAGCACUUGGAACAAUUAUUCUCUGGGUUGCUUGGCUAUUCUUUAAUGGAGGUAGUACCUAUUCAUUAUAAACUACUAGAUAAAACUCGCCAACAAAAGUAAUUAUGAAUACUAUGCUCUCUGGUGCUGUAGCUGGUUUAUUCACUGUUAUCUUCAAGCCUUACAUCAUGAAAACAAGAAGCUCAACUUCUAAGUAUGAUAUUGGUAACCUUUGCAACGGAGUCUUAGUAGGUUGCGUCUCAGUUACUGGAGCUUGUGAUAGAUGUGAAAAUUGGGCUGCAGUUAUUAUAGGUGUUUUCGCUGCCUUAUUUUACAUCGCUGGAUGUGCUUUCAUUUAAAAACUUGGAAUUGAUGAUCCAAUUGAGGCUUGCUGUGUUCAUGGAUUUGGAGGUUUCUGGGGAUUAAUUGCUGUUGGUUUCUUUGAUAAUACUAAAGGAGUCAUUUACUAAAGAGAAGGAAGAGGUUAUUUCUUUGGCAUGCAGAUAGCUGGAUUGUUCGCUAUUAUUGGUUGGACAAUAGCAAUGACUAUAAUUUACUUUGGGAUUAUGAAGCUUUUGAAAAUUGAUAGAGUCAGCAAAUCUCAUGAACUAAUGGGAUUCGAUAUUGCUGAGAUGGGUGUAUUGAACAAACACAUCCUUUAAAAGAUGAAGAAUUAAGUCAUGGCUAAUGAGCGCAAAAUAAGAAAUAAUCAUGAGAAAAUGCCAACGAUGACAGAUCUCUUGGCUAAAGAUGAAGCGCUUGCAUUAAGAGAAGAAGAAGCUGACUAAUAUGAAAAUUUCAAUGAGAAAAGAGAAGGAGAUAGACCAUUAGGUAAACAUUCUCCUUCUAAGUAGACUGUAUGA
This is a messenger RNA of Stylonychia lemnae, 1584 nucleotides long. The record is from the annotation of a GenBank genome assembly. Lineage: Eukaryota; Ciliophora; Spirotrichea; Sporadotrichida; Oxytrichidae.